Messenger RNA from Cydia amplana, 1157 nucleotides. It is a transcript of the gene Las, whose product is annotated as lipoyl synthase, mitochondrial. Gene Ontology annotation, molecular function: 4 iron, 4 sulfur cluster binding; lipoate synthase activity. The transcript has 8 exons. Gene Ontology annotation, cellular component: mitochondrion. The record is from RefSeq and is a predicted model, not a curated record. Gene Ontology annotation, biological process: lipoate biosynthetic process. Bases 55 to 1155 code for a protein of 366 amino acids. NCBI's taxonomy places the organism in Eukaryota, Metazoa, Arthropoda, Insecta, Lepidoptera, Tortricidae.
ACCAUGAGCUGAGUGUUAUUACGUAGAGGCGCAAAUAAAUUCAACACAAAAAAUAUGUUUCGUAAUUCAAUAAAAUCAUAUUUGAUCGGCCGAACUCCAGAAUUUCAGAGAUGCAAGCACACGGCAAAAUUGGAGGCAAUAAGAGAGAAGCUUCGCGAGGGACCCGGGCUAUCGGAUUUUAUAGCGGAAGAUAGACCCAAGGACUGGGAUGAGUAUGAAGGGAAACUGAAACGAGAGAAGGGAGAACAGGAGCGUUUGAAGCUUCCACCGUGGUUGAAGACCUCUAUACCAACAGGGUCAAAGUUCAAUGAGGUGAAGGAACAACUACGUAGCCUGAAGCUUAGUACAGUGUGCGAGGAGGCCCGCUGUCCAAACAUCGGGGAAUGUUGGAGCGGGGGCAAGCAGGGCAUGUCUACCGCUACAAUUAUGCUCAUGGGUGACACUUGUACGCGAGGCUGCAUGUUCUGCUCCGUGAAAACUUCGCGCGCCCCGCCGCCGCUCGACCCGCUGGAGCCGCGCCACACCGCCACCGCCGUCGCUCAGUGGGGCCUCGGGUACAUCGUGCUGACCUCAGUCGAUAGAGACGAUUUGCCGGACGGAGGAUCAGCUCACUUCGCAGAAACAGUUAGGGAAAUAAAGAGACAGAACAAGGAGAUACUAGUAGAAUGCCUGGUGCCCGAUUUCCGAGGCAAUCGCAACUGCAUCGAUACGAUAGCCAACUGCGGUCUGGACGUGUUUGCGCACAACAUAGAGACCGUGGAGCGCCUGACGCCUUUCGUCCGGGACCGGAGGGCGGGGUACCGCCAAACGCUGAAAGUGCUAGAAACGGCCAAGGAGUCGAACCCCGAUCUUGUCACAAAGACGUCCAUCAUGCUGGGCCUGGGCGAGACAGAUGAGCAAGUCGAGCAGACAAUGAAAGACUUGCGCUCUGUAGGCGUAGAUUGCCUCACGCUUGGCCAAUACAUGCAGCCGACCAAGCGGCACCUCAAAGUAUUCGAAUACGUGACCCCAGCCAAGUUCCAGCACUGGGAACGCAGAGGCAACGAACUCGGGUUCCUGUAUACCGCUAGUGGGCCACUGGUUAGGUCCUCUUAUAGGGCAGGCGAGUUCUUUAUCACUAGCCUGUUGAAAGACAGGAAGGCGAAGAGCUUGUGACC